ACAAUAUGGCGGCUAGACAAAAAUCAACAAAACAGCUGAUCCUUACCUAAACACAAUAACGGUGCUCUUGGCCCACACGGAACACAAACGGUGAACUAACAUUGAUCCACCAUGGAAGACGAUUUUGAAUGCGAUUAUGCCGACGAACUUGAUGCUAUGGAAGACUUUGAGGCUCCCAGCUAUAGUCCUCAGAAGUCAAAAAGGACAUUAUGCUUUGAAACACCGAAAUCCAAGACAGUUAAAGAGGAUCUAAAUGACAGUAUUAGUCUCACUCCACUGGAAAGUCCGGCAGCUCCAGUCAAUGGCUCUCUAUUACAUAGCCCAUCCAACACUCCUAAAACAAACCUCUCCAGGUCUGAGAAAAGAGGCCGCUCUCAAGAUGACUUUCCAACCUUGUCCGAUGAAGAAGACAUGUAUGACCUUAGUUUGCCAAGUUUAGAUGUGCCCGCAAGGAAAAGACAGAGAUUAAGUGAUGCAUUAGAAGGGACAAGACCUGAAAAUGAGAAUGUUGUAACUCCGCCAGCCUCACCAUCAGCUGAAGAGAAGAUCCUAGCCAUUCGCAUCAAGAAGACUGUAGACAAAGGGAAAAUCAGCACUCAGAGAAAUAUUACACAAGAUUAUGAUUUUGAAAGAAAGAGAGUCUUCAGAAGAAUACCAUCAGGAGAAUUCAUAGGGACAACAGGUUAUGAGGGUCAGAGAGUUUACAUAAAGGUCAAGGACGAAAUAGAGCAAGAUAUUGAGUUUAGAAAUGUGGGAAAGCUAGUGAAGAAAACCCAGUUAUUGGCGGUGCCUCUUGAUGAACUGAAGGACCAAAUAGAGACAGAGAGGCAGCAGAAAUUGAUGGAAGAAGCGGAGCGGCUGACUCAAGAAAUCCACAGGGAUGUCGCUGAUGACGAAGCUGAUGAUGAAGAUGAGAUCGCUAAUGAUGUAGUCUCCGAUUCUAAGGGUCUGCUUUGGGUAGAAAAAUAUGCUCCAAGGCAGUACACAGAUUUGUUGAGUGAAGAGCUCAUCAACAGAACACUUCUACACUGGCUCAAACUGUGGGAUCAUGUCGUGUUCAACAAGGAGAUCAGCACCAAGGCUAAGGACAAGAACAAGAAGAAAAAGUCUAAUGAAAAAGACUUCAAGAAGAAAAAGUUUGGGGCAGAUGUCUUGGAAGAAGAGCUGGAUAAAUUCAACAGACCGGUACAGAAAGUUGCACUGUUGAAUGGUCCACCAGGACUAGGGAAGACAACUCUAGCUCACGUUCUGGCUCGGCAUGCUGGCUACAACAUGGUGGAGAUCAAUGCAAGUGAUGACCGCAGUGCUGAUGUGUUUAAAACCAAGAUUGAGGCAGCAACUCAAAUGAAGUCUGUCCUGGAAGCUGAUCCUAGACCAAACUGCCUCGUUAUAGAUGAGAUAGAUGGAGCUCCUCAGCCUGCCAUCAAUAUGUUGCUGAGCCUAAUCAAGAAGACAGAUGAAGGCAGUGGUAAGAAGAAGGAGAGCGGCAUCCUGUUACGUCCUAUCAUCUGUAUAUGCAAUGAUCAGUAUGUUCCUUCAUUACGCCAGCUAAGACAGAAUGCGAUGGUGAUAACGUUUCCACAGACUGAGCCAGCCAAGCUUGCCAGUAGACUGUUUGAGGUGACCAGAAGAGAAAGUUUGAAGGCAGAUAUGAAUAGCUUGUUAGCUUUGUGUGAGAAGACGGAUAACGAUAUCAGGUCCUGUCUGAAUACAUUACAGUUCGUCCAACGCCAUUGUAAGGAGUUGUCGGUACGUCUGAUCCAGACAAUGAACGUGGGACAAAAGGACACACAAAGAAGUUUGUUCUCUGUUUGGAACGACAUCUUCUCACUACCUAGACCAAAACAAAAUCGAUUUUUGAGUAUCAAUGAUCUUCGGAAUGAAGAAUGGAAAAUCAACAACACAUCUCCUACAGCUAGGUUUCACAAUGUUCUACAAGCUACCUAUUCCAGUGGGGAGUAUGAGAAAGUCAUACAGGGCCUGUUUGAGAACUACCUUGAAUGCAAGUAUAAAGAUCCCAAAAUGGAAGGUCUAAAUUUUGCCAUGGACUGGCUAUGUUUUGUGGACAAUACCAACCGGUAUAUUGCCCACAAGCAGGACUACUGUCUGCUGCCAUAUAUCCCGUACGUCACCGUCACCUUCCACAUGCUGUUUGCAUCCAAUCAAGCUCCGAGAAUUCAGUACCCUCACAGUCAGUAUGAGGCAUCUGUGAAGUUAAGCAAAUCUCAGAAUCUGGUAACAGCGAUGAUGACAGAUAUGAUCCCAUCUGUGAGGAAGUAUCUAGACCAGGAAAAGACUGUCCUUGAGGUGUUACCUCCCCUGAUGGAUAUCAUCAUGCCUACCCUUCGUCCUAUCAAUACCCAGUUAUACAGUACCCGUGAGAAGGAAGAACUGGCUCAGCUGAUCAGGAUAAUGAUUGCCUACAACAUGACUUACCUGCAGGAGAAAUCUCCCGACGGCCAGUACAUCUACUCCCUGGACCCGAAAGUUGACGAGGUGGUCAAGUUUUUGGGCAUGAAACAGCAGAGACAGCUUACCUAUGCUGCCAAGCAACUAAUCGCUAGAGAGAUUGUUAUGGAAAAGAUGAGACGCAGUGAGCUAGGAAGGGGUGAAGCCAAGAGGGGAAAGUCAAAUUCACAAUUGUCAUCAAGUGAAUCCAAAACAGAUGAGGAAUUUAUACCUAAUCACAAGCGCAGGCUGGACCCCAAGGCCGUGUCUGUGGCACCAGAAGAGGUGGUGGUAAGAGACUUCUUUGGACGGGUUAUAAAGAAGAAAACUCCAGAAUCCAAACCAAAACAAACAGGCGAUGCAGAAGAGGUGAAAAAGAAGAGAAAUGUUUUAAAUACGGACGUUUGGUUUCAUUUCAAAGAAGGAUUCUCUAAUGCAGUGCGACGUAAUGUUCGAAUACAAGACUUCUUAUGAGAACAAGGAAACACUGCAAAACUAUGAUAGAGAGAUUGGUGGAUAGAGGUUGGAGGUGUGAAAAAACUCUGACUUUCGAAAUUUUGGAAUACAUGUACACUUCUUUUCCGUAGAGAAAAAGAUGAAGACAAAUGCUUCAGUGUGACAAAGGAUAGCCUUAACUUCAGAAGAGUGUCUUGAAGAUGAUGGACUCUUGUUUGUUAGCCAUUUCAUUGUGCCAGUAAAUAUGUAUCUGUGUCCAAAAUUGGAUCCUAAAUACUCAUUUCUUUGGAACAAUGUUAAACUGCAGUUUGUUGAUACAGCUAGACAUCGGCCAUCCCUUGUUCAUAUUGGAUGGUAAAGUGAUUGACUACUUGAUGGUGAUGUCCUUUUUCUGUUCAUGGGUACAGGUCACGAUCUGUUUUGGUGCUAUUGGUUAAUAUAUGUAUAUUACAACCCAUAAAGACCUGUGGUGCCAUUAGUAUUGUUACUGACUGUUUGUGAUGCUUUUCCAUCAACGGCCAAGUUGUUUCAUGACAUAAGUAGUUGCAUUUAGUCCAGUUGUUCAGAGAAAUAUGAGUACACUGUUUAAUUUGAUGAGUAUAGUUAAAUACAUUUAUAAUAAGCUCCAAUGAUUAAUAGGGAUGACUAUAGCUAUUGCAGGCAAUAUUUACUAUUACAAUUCUAUUGCUAUUGGGGAAAACACUCUUAUGAUAGUUUAACUAUUGCGGGUUACAAUUGUAAUAGUAUAGAAUCACUAUUGCAGGUUACAAUUGCAAUAGUGUUGGAUUCUAGACUCAAAAUUAGCUGCCAUGCUGUCUGCUAAUCAAGUGUGUUUUUAUUUUGUUUAUAAGAGUUAUUUCCCCUUAUAUGUGAACAUGGUAGCAAUUCAAACACACUUAUGAUAGAGAGCAAAAUCGUAAUCUGUUGCAGCACCUAACUCUGCGUGAAACUGAUUGUGUGAUUGUGAUAACAACUGAUUUAUCAGUGUUUGUUUUUUAUUGGACAGCAUGGGAAAGGUGACAUUUUGCUGUGACUGUUAGUCUGUAACCCUAUCUGACUGUGGGUACUAGCUAUAUAUAUAUAGUGUAUAUCAUAAUGUCUGAAUAACCAAUGUUCGUUAUCAGGAUGAAAUCACAUAUAAAAUUUCGUCUAAAAUACCAUUAAUAGAAACUAUUGAAACUAUCGAUAGCUUGGCAUACUAUUGACGAUUGUUAUCAACUUGAUGAAUUUGUCAUCAGUUAAAUUAAAUUGAGAGGUAUACAAUUGCAAUUUAUCGAUAGUACGAAGUAUUUUUACACCCUUAAUGAUAAAGAAUGAAGGGAAUACUUUGAUCCAGUUUUUGGUACUUUGGUUUUAAUUUUCAUGAAUUUGAAGAAUUGGCUAUAAUUCAUUUAAUCAGUAAUUUCCAUUGGCUUUGCAUUUUGUACACACCUUCAAUAAGCAUGAACAUAUAAAUAUGAUAUUUGCUCGUUCAAUCAAGGUACUUUGUGUGAAUAAGUUGUGUCGGAAACUGUCAUCUCAUAGAGUGGGGAAAUGAGGCACAUAUGAUUCUGUAGAUCUUGUUUUACUGUCAAAGUCAGUGAGCUUUCUGGACAUCAUGAGCCUAGAUUGAUUUAAGCGACCUUAAAGUGGUACCGAGAGGAUGGAUGGCAAUAGAUGAUGCCUACUUAUGUUUAUUGUAUCUCAGUUAUUAUACUCAAGGAUUUGUUCAUCUGUUGUAGACUUUUCAUGAUAUUUCACAAAUGAUAAAGACGUUGGAGUAAGGAAGUGGGUUUGACAUCAUUAAACUUUUCACACCUGAUCAGAUUAGUACCUCUCAUAACUAGUUGUGUGAAAUUUAUUUUUGACAAAUUUGUAGGUAUGACCUUUUUCAGAUUUCCAUUUAUACGUUAAUAUGUAUAGUUAUGGAAGUACUGCUACUUUUUUGUACAUAAUCAGCAUGUAUAUCAUGGUCUCUGCUAUUUAUGAUUUUAUUGUACAUUGAUAUUCUUUUAAAGUUUUGAAAUAAGUACAGACUAUAUAAGACUACAUUGUAUAUACAUGUAUACAUGACUGUCAAUGAUUUUAUAUGCUUGUCUGAAAAUUUGAAAGGACAUGUUACACUAUGGCAUCUGUCAUAGGUAAACUAAGUUUAGAAUCAGUCUGACUAUAGUUUAUGCGACAUUUUGAUUUUUUUUUUCAAUGAAGUGUUAGAUUGUUUAUAACAUAAGAUAAAAAGAAUAAUAUUUAUUGUAAAAAUUUUCCUGAUUUUCAGCAGUAGUACCCUUUUGAAUUGUUGGGAUAUAUAUGUGUGGCCAAGGAACAGCUACUCUGCCUCACAUCAAUCCAGGAAGAUGAUAAACUUAUCUAAUCUGAUAUGAUCUUUACUGAUACAGGAAAACCAGGUUAAGAUGGUUCCUUCACAUAGUAGGGGUAUUAGGCUAUUGUGUUCUGUGUAUAUUUAACCUAUAUACCUCGAAACCAUUGACAUCCAAGUUGUUAUUGUAAUAUAUUAUGGAUGUAACAUUUAAAGUGAAGAGAACAUGUCACUUUAUAUUGAAUUUUAUUAAAAUAUGCGAGGUCAAUCUAUAUUGACCAUGUGAUGACCUGCUGAUCAAACAAUGACAAAUGCUGGAGUCAUACUUGAUUAAAAAAAAUUUUUUUUUUAAAUCGACAAAACUAAAAAUAGUAUAAAAUACCAUGUGAAUACAAAUCAACGUAAUAACUAAAAUUGGUUUUAAGGAUUUUUACUCGGUGACCAAACUCCCUUUCACCGAUGACCAAACUCCCUUUCACCGUUGAUUUUGAAGGGACCUUGCCCAGAUCCCUUCAUGUUUGCGACAGUGAAGCUUGGAAUGCGAUAAAGUGCUUAUUUGUAGAGUGCUGUACAUGUAUCAUAAAAGGUAAAUCAUAUGUGGUUGUUUAUGGGUAUUUUGAGGAUAUAAGGUAUAUAUAUAUAUAUUUGUUGUAUUUAAUGAAGUUUACUUACAUGAUGCAAUGGAGAUGAAACGUAAUAAAUAAAAUAAAUGCCACAAUA
Molecule: messenger RNA, 5920 nt
Organism: Pecten maximus
Lineage: Eukaryota; Metazoa; Mollusca; Bivalvia; Pectinida; Pectinidae
Product: chromosome transmission fidelity protein 18 homolog
Exons: 24
Coding region: 112-2922 (936 amino acids)
Molecular function (GO): ATP binding; ATP hydrolysis activity
Source: RefSeq, a predicted model, not a curated record